AUGGCAACAACGGUGUUCAACGGCUACUCAAUAAUGCAAAGCAGUAGAUGUCAGCCUGAAAUGGAUAGCAAAGCGAAGCAGGCGAAGGAAAAACCGAACACAUCGAGUCGACACCGCGUAGUAGGUAAUGAGCUGCAAAGCGUGAAACAACAACAGUCCCAGCGACAGCAGGAGCCUUCCCGUGUGCCGGACCGCGCCGAAGCAAACGUAGUGCCGACACAGCCGCAACCAGGAGCCAUCAUCGGUGACACCAGCAGCAGCAGCAACCGGACAGCAGGACCAACCCCAGCAACCAACAGCACCAUGAGCGCAUCGUUCAACCGUGACCGUCUUGGGCAGUGGCCCGCCGGAUCAGACGGCGAAAUUGCGGGUUCAAUCGCUGGCUUCGAUCGGCUCCGCAAUGGAAAGUUCAAUAAGGGUCUGUCCUUCAGCAUCGAGGAACGACAGGUGCUGGGUAUUCACGGACUGAUGCCGGCGGUUGUCCGGACGGAGGAGGAGCAGGUGCAGCACUCCAUGGAGCUGCUAAAGCAUUACACCGAUCCGCUGAACAAGUACAUCUACCUGAUGGGUCUGCUGGAUCGUAAUGAGCGUCUGUUCUACCGCGUGCUAGCGUCCAACAUCGGCGAAAUGAUGCCGCUCGUGUACACGCCGACGGUCGGGCUGGCCUGCCAGAAGUACAGCCUGAUCUACCAGCAGCCGAAGGGCAUGUACAUCACGAUCAACGACAAGGGCCACGUGUACGAGGUGCUGAAGAACUGGCCGGAAAGCGAUGUCCGCGCGAUUGUGGUGACGGACGGCGAGCGAAUUCUUGGGUUGGGCGAUCUCGGUGCGAACGGUAUGGGCAUCCCAGUGGGUAAGCUUGCCCUCUACACGGCACUCGCCGGUAUCAAGCCGAGCCAAUGUCUGCCGGUGACGCUGGAUGUCGGAACCAACACGCAGAGCAUCCUGGACGAUCCACUAUAUGUCGGGUUGCGGCAUCGUCGCGUAACUGGACCCUCGUACGACGAGUUCGUGCAGGAGUUUAUGGAGGCGGCCGUCCGCCGGUUCGGCCGCAACUGUCUGAUCCAGUUCGAGGACUUUGCCAACUCGAAUGCGUUCCGGUUUCUCGACCAGUACCGACACGACUACUGUACGUUCAACGACGACAUCCAGGGUACGGCCUCGGUUGCCGUUGCCGGUCUGCUCGCCUCGCUGCGCAUCACCCGCACGAAGCUGGCGGAGAACCGCGUCCUGUUCCAGGGUGCCGGUGAGGCAGCGCUCGGCAUUGCCGAACUCUGCGUGAUGGCAAUGAAGCGGGACGGGCUGAGCGAGGAGGAAGCGCGCCAACGCAUCUGGCUCGUCGACAGCAAGGGGCUGAUCGUGAAGAACCGUCCGGCGGGCGGAAUCAGCGGCCAUAAGCAUCACUUUGCGCACGAGCACGCGCCGGUCGACACGCUGGUGGAAGCGGUCCACGAGCUGAAGCCAACCAUCCUGAUCGGAGCGGCCGCCAUUGCCGGUGCGUUUACGCCGGAAGUGUUGCGCACGAUGGCGGUCAACAACGAGCGGCCCGUCAUUUUCGCACUGUCGAAUCCGACGAGCAAAGCGGAAUGUACCGCCGAGCAGGCGUACGAGCACACGGACGGUCGGGCUGUGUUUGCGUCCGGCUCACCGUUCGCACCGGUUACGUUCGGCGAUCGGACGUUCUACCCCGGCCAGGGUAACAACUCGUACAUCUUUCCCGGUGUGGCGCUGGGGGUGCUGUGUGCCGGUGCGUCCACCAUACCGGAGGAAAUUUUCCUACUGUCCGCGCAGCGGUUGGCCGAAAUCGUCACGGAUGCGGAUCUCGACCGGGGCAGUCUGUAUCCGCCGCUGGAAAACAUCCAGGACUGUUCGAUCAAAAUCGCCACCCACAUCAUGGACUAUGCGUACGCGGAAGGGUUGGCCUGCACGAAACCGGAACCGGACGAUAAGGAAGCGUUCGUGCGCGCACAGAUGUACGACGCGAGCUACAGAUCGGCCGUCCCGUCGGUGUACACCUGGCCGAAGCUGUAA
This is a messenger RNA of Anopheles marshallii, 2031 nucleotides long. It is a transcript of the gene Men, whose product is annotated as NADP-dependent malic enzyme. Gene Ontology annotation, molecular function: malate dehydrogenase (decarboxylating) (NAD+) activity; malate dehydrogenase (decarboxylating) (NADP+) activity; NAD binding. The transcript is spliced from 3 exons. NCBI's taxonomy places the organism in Eukaryota, Metazoa, Arthropoda, Insecta, Diptera, Culicidae. Gene Ontology annotation, biological process: pyruvate metabolic process; malate metabolic process. The coding region runs from base 1 to 2031 and encodes 676 amino acids. Gene Ontology annotation, cellular component: mitochondrion. The record is from RefSeq and is a predicted model, not a curated record.